UCCCUUCCCCCGCUAGCCCCUACCUCUAUGACUAUCUUAGCAAGAAGCACCUCAAAUCUGACACAAAUUUUACACAGAAAAAAGCAGCCGGUUUAGAGAGAGAAAGCUGAGCUAGUCUAGAGAAAGAAAAUGGCAGCAACCGCAGCAGUUACAAUGGCCAUGCCAUUGACCAAUGCAACCCAAAAGAGGAUCCAAUCCUCAGCCGAGAGCUUGUUCAAGCCAAUGCCACUGAGGCCCUCAAAGGCAUUGGCACCCGCCGCGUCAAAAUCGAGCGGGAGGCUCCAAGUCAGGGCUUCCUUGAAGGAGAAGGCGGUGACCGGAAUCACGGCGGCCGCGCUCACCGCCUCAAUGGUGAUCCCGGAAGUGGCCGAAGCGGCCUCGGGAGUUUCUCCUUCUCUCAAGAACUUCUUGCUCAGCAUUGCGGCCGGCGGCGUUGUAGUUGUUGUGAUCGUUGGUGCUGUAGUUGGCGUGGCCAAUUUCGACCCUGUUAAGAGAGGCUGAGGAUACGAAGUAUUCACAAAUCUAUCUUAUUGUAUAUGUCAAGAAAUUUUUUCUGUCUGUUUUCCAUCUGUGUAAGAAGUGACUCUUAGGGCUAGUUUGGUAUUGCUGCUUUGAAAAAAAGCUGCUUCUGCUAUGCUGUAAAAAUAAGCAAAUGUAAAAUAAAGCAGCAGAGUGUUUGGUAAACUUUUUUGUAAAAAUGCUUUUGAAAAAAAAAGCAGUAUUAUAGUGUUUA
Malus domestica (apple) is the source of this 733-nucleotide messenger RNA. The record is from RefSeq and is a predicted model, not a curated record. Lineage: Eukaryota; Viridiplantae; Streptophyta; Magnoliopsida; Rosales; Rosaceae.